UUAAUUUCAACAGCUAAGGAUUGUGCUGAGCUGUACAAAUGCGGAGAAAAAAUCAGCGGCGUUUACUCAAUAGACCCUGAUGGUUUAGGUCCCUUUAAAGUGUAUUGUGACCAGACAACAGCGGGUGGGGGAUGGACAGUGUUUCAGAGGAGACUGGAUGGUUGCUUGGAUUUUAACCGCGAUUGGGCUGACUACAAGCAUGGCUUUGGUAAUUUUCUUAUUGGUGAAUAUUGGCUCGGAUUGGACAAGAUUUAUCGUCUGACGCAAAAUGAGACGGAAAACAGACUUCGAGUAGAUCUGGGAAGAGUUAAAAACAAUGCGGUCUACGCUGAAUAUUCGUGGUUCAAGAUCGGAGACGAGAAAGCCAUGUACCAGCUAAACCUUGGAAAUAUUGCAAGUAAGUCAAUUAGCUUCCUUAAGGCAAUUAUGUCAACUGCAGCCAUGACAACAUCCUCAAUAACUAGCAUUUACGGCACAUGCAUGUCUCCCAAACGACUGUAUUGCGCUUCUUUAUUUAAAAAGAGCUUCAUACUUCAACAUUCGUCGAGAUAGGAACCAGUCGGGAAGUCUAUAGAGCACGAAAGAUGCGUAAGAGUCGCUCGAUUCGAAGCUGAGUGCAACUCGAGCUUCAUCAUCAAUUUCGUCAUUCUCGAACUUAUAUCGAUAUUAAUAACUAUACCAUCACUUAAUGAUUAAAUGGUAUCAUAAUUUGUUCUUGAUAUCAUUAUCGUCGUCUUCUUCAUCCUAAUUACUAUUAUGUCAUUAUUAUUAUUUUAAUAUUAUUACUAUCAAUAUCAUCGUUGUUGUUGUUAUUGUUGGUAGAUGCGACUGUCCAUGACUCUCUCAAGUAUCAUAAUGGCUCGUCGUUUGGUACCCGGGAUAAAGUUAAUGAACACUGUGUCCAUAAUAUAUCGGGAGGCUGGUGGUACGUCAAAAGUACUGAGUGUGCUGUGUUGUCAAAUCUCAAUGGUGCUCAUCAGCAUUGUGGAAAGGAGAACAAGACCACAGCCAGGGUCUGGGCUAAGCAAAAGAUCCAUUGGGGUAAGUUAGCUGCCACUGCAGAAGAAACCGCUCCAACGACAUCUGAAAUGAAAAUUAAAACUGUGGACUUUCCUUAA
Molecule: messenger RNA, 1118 nt
Organism: Pocillopora meandrina
Lineage: Eukaryota; Metazoa; Cnidaria; Anthozoa; Scleractinia; Pocilloporidae
Source: the annotation of a GenBank genome assembly